This is a messenger RNA of Alexandromys fortis (reed vole), 1796 nucleotides long. RefSeq names its product golgin subfamily B member 1-like. NCBI's taxonomy places the organism in Eukaryota, Metazoa, Chordata, Mammalia, Rodentia, Cricetidae. Gene Ontology annotation, cellular component: cis-Golgi network; endoplasmic reticulum-Golgi intermediate compartment; membrane. The record is from RefSeq and is a predicted model, not a curated record.
AUGGAGCUGGGGAUUGGCUGGGGAACCCGAACUGAGAGUGAUGGAGAGCAGCCACCUAGAGGUGAGGAUGUAGCAGUCCCUGCGGGGAGUUGCUGCCUUUCCCCUGUGUAUUAUUUUUAUUGCUUUCUGUCUAAAUCCCAGGAAUUACACCAGGAAUCUAGCAUGGAAUUGAAUAACAGCACGCAAGAUGAUGUUCUGGAACGCCUAGCUGAAGCCGAGAAGUUAGUGGUGGAGCUGAAAGACAUCAUCAGCCAGAAGGAUGCUCAGCUCCAGCAGAAGGACGAUGCUCUGCAGGAGGAGCGUAAAGCUGCUGAUAACAAAAUUAAAAAAAUAAAACUUCAUGCAAAAGCGAAACUGACUUCUUUGAACAAACACCUCGAAGAAAUGAAGGCACAAGGAGGGGCUGCUUCGCCUACAUCUACUGAACCUCAGCCCGCGGAGCCGCUCUCCAAGCAUGAUAAGAAUUCCACAGAAGAAGAGAUGAAAGUAGAAGAGAUAAAACGUGAACUCCAGGAGAAGGAGAAAUUAAUUAGCCCUUUGCAAGCCCAGCUUCACCAGGCGCAGUCAGAACAAGCCGUGAAGGCCGGAUUCUCACAGCUGCUGGAGGAGAAGAAUACCCUCUCCAUCCAGCUCAGCGACGCCAGCCAGAGUCUCCGCGAGAACCAGCAUCACUACAGUGACCUCUCCAAGCACUGCGCUGUCCUGGAGAAGCAGGUGCAGGAGCUGCAGGCGGGGCCACCAAAUGUAGAUGAUGUUCCAGGAGCGCAGGAAAUGAAUGGAAAGAGAAAGAGGGAUCCGGAAGCCACAGGGGAGCCACAGCCAAGAUUGUCUGAAGUCCAGCAGCAGCUCUGCAGCACGAAACAAGAAGUGAGUGAGUUAGAGAAGCUGCUAGAAGAAGAGCGAGACCAAAGAUUGGCCAUUGAGAACGCACUCUCCUUGGCCAAGGAGCAGAUCAGAAGGCUGGAGCAGAGUGAAUGGGAUUCGGUCCGGACUCCUAUCAUUGGUGCCUGUGGCUCUCAGGAGACGUCAGUGUUGAUUGACAUCCCGGGAAGCAGCUGCCGUAGGACCCGGAGUGGCGCUGGAUGGAAGCGGGUUCUGCGUUCACUCUGCCAUUCCCGGACCCGAGUGCCACUGCUUGCAACCAUCUACUUCCUGAUGGUUCACGUCCUCCUCAUCCUGUGUUUCACAGGUCAUCUAUAAACUCCUCACUCGACCACAGCUCUCAGAACUUGUAAUUCCUUCAUCUCUAAUGUCAGAAUUGUAGUUUUUAGAACAGCCUUCCCACUUCCAAGAUCCAUCUGCAUCUCCUUGGAAAGUUCCCAUAACAACAGAGGUGGCUGUGAGGACAGGUUAGAACGCAAGGCCUGGUGCAUCCUGUUUUCUGGAUGUCCCUCCAUAGGAGUCCUGAAGCCACUCGGGAGCUGGAGCAUCACAACGUCUAGCCUCAAGAACCCCUGAGCUACAGCACGCGGGUGGGGGUUAUUCUGUCUUCAACGCCAUUGUCACCCGGCUCUGCGAACAGGGCUGAGGCAAUGGGAAGAGAAGACAAAACAGCUGAUCCAGACCUGAGAGCAGAGGUCACGAGUGACACCACUGUGCCUGUCCUCCCCUUGCUCACCGCCGGCUUUCUCAUCGUGGACAUGAUGUCUUCCCUUCUGUGCUCGUCACCUGAAGAAGGGAGAGGACUGGUGGCUCACUGAUCAGCUCUACUUCUAUGGCGAUUACAUUUUAGUCACAACAUCCCAAGGACUUUCCUGAACUAUUGUAAAUUAAUAAAGUGUUAUUUUCGGAAUGAA